Cygnus atratus (black swan) is the source of this 507-nucleotide messenger RNA. RefSeq names its product E3 ubiquitin-protein ligase Topors-like. The record is from RefSeq and is a predicted model, not a curated record. Gene Ontology annotation, biological process: protein polyubiquitination; protein monoubiquitination. The transcript has 2 exons. Gene Ontology annotation, molecular function: ubiquitin protein ligase activity. NCBI's taxonomy places the organism in Eukaryota, Metazoa, Chordata, Aves, Anseriformes, Anatidae. Bases 1 to 507 code for a protein of 168 amino acids.
AUGUCGGAGCAUGACUUUCUUGACGGGCAGGACACUCCACCCCGUGCUGAGGAGGACCUAGAGCAGAGCGGCUCUGCAGGAACAGCCAGCAGGGGCCAGAUGCAGCAGGCGGGGCCAUCGGAGGCAGCAGCAGUUGAAUGGUGCCCCAUCUGCCUGGGCACCAUCAGAAACACCGCCUACAUCUAUACAUGCUUCCACACCUUCUGCUUCCGCUGCAUCCGGCGGUGGGCCACCACGAGAUCCGCGUGCCCGCUCUGCAGGCAGCCCAUCGACCGCAUCCUGCACACAGUGCGAGCGGACGACGACUACCAGCAGUAUGUGUGCAGCUCAUCUGCUCGCGGCCGCAGGAACGCCGCCAGGCAGAGGUUCCGCAGCAGAUCCCCUCAGCGCCGCUAUGACCUGCGCCCACGGCCCAGCAACAAUGGCCCCACCGCUGGAAGAAGGGGGCCGCAGGGACAAGCAGACGGGGCUGUCGCAGCUCCAGGGCCCAUCAACGCCGCCCCCUAG